Molecule: messenger RNA, 2260 nt
Organism: Dreissena polymorpha
Lineage: Eukaryota; Metazoa; Mollusca; Bivalvia; Myida; Dreissenidae
Product: smad nuclear-interacting protein 1-like
Exons: 2
Coding region: 87-1115 (342 amino acids)
Biological process (GO): miRNA processing
Cellular component (GO): nucleus
Molecular function (GO): mRNA binding; protein binding
Source: RefSeq, a predicted model, not a curated record
AGCUGUAUGAAUAUUGGAAACAAUGCAACCAUACAUUAACUUCCGGCGUUUACGAAUUUAAACGUUUAUAAAAAUAUUGAUUAAAUAUGGUACGAAGUAAGUCCCAUUCAAGCAGUGAUGACGAAAGAGAACACCAUCAUAAGGAGAAGCAUCAUAGGAAACGAUCUAGCAGCCCUAAGAGAUCACACAAGAAACAGCGUACUCGGAGUUCUACAUCACCCUUGGAAAGGUCGGGAGAUGUAAAGAGAAAAAUAAAGUCAGAGCCAUUGUCAAACACUGAAGGAGAUUCAAGCCCAGAAAGAAAACCCAAAAUGAAAAAGGAACAUACACUCAGCAGGGGUGAUCGUGAACAUAAUAGACACAGAAUCCAGGGUGAAAGACACGCAGAUCGCGAAAUUCAUCACAGAGCUGGGAGACAUGGUCACAGCGAUAAUGUCCGUGUCAAGCAAGAGCCAGAUAGCGAAGAAGAUAUGAGGCAGCAGAGAAAUGAGCGCAGGGUCCAUGAUCAAAGACGGCGUGAAAACAGACAAAAGAGAGGUCUGCCAGAAAGAGAGCAGUUUGGACGACCAGAAUCUGAUGCGGCCACAGGAGGACAGGAGAAUGCAGCACAGCAGCCAAAAGAUGCUCCUAAUUUUGAGUUGUCUGGUAAACUCACAGAGGAUACAAACACUUACAAAGGAGUUGUUAUAAAAUACAAUGAGCCACCUGAGGCCAGGAAACCUAAGAAGCGCUGGAGGCUUUACCCUUUUAAGAAUGACGAGGCGCUGAAACCUUUUCACAUGCAUCGUCAGAGUGCUUUUUUGUUCGGUAGAGACAGAAUUAUUGCUGAUAUUCCGGUCGAUCAUCCUUCAUGUUCGAAGCAGCAUGCAGUAUUUCAGUACCGUAUGGUGCCAUAUGAGAAGCCUGAUGGUAGAAAGGCUUACAAGAUUGCUCCCUACAUUAUUGAUCUGGAAUCUGCCAACGGGACAUUUGUCAACAACAAGAGGAUUGAGAGUCGAUGCUAUGUUGAGCUCAUGGAGAAAGACGUUAUAAAGUUUGGAUUCAGUUCAAGGGAGUAUGUUUUGUUGCAUGACAAAUCAAACACAGAUGAGGUGGCCUCUGACGUAUCGGACUGAACAUGUUCAUUUAUAAACAACAAUGAAGAAAUGAGGUUUCUGACAAACGUCUACAACACAUAUCCAUAAUACAUGUAUCAUGUUCUUAUGUCUUCAAGAAUGAAUGCUCUUAGUCUAGAAGUUCAUGGUUGUAAAUUGUCAGCAAACUCUCAUCAUUGAUUCAUACAGUUUCUGAUGACACCACAUACUGUCAGACCUUGGUUCUAAAUAAUGAACUUUUGGGCUGUUUGGAUGGAUCAAUGUACUUGUCCUUAUCAUGCAGUGAAUGAUUGGUAUGUUAGGUCAAUUGUGUUUGAAUUUGUUGAUCAACUGGUUGGGUUUUUUUGGUGAUUAGAAUAAUUGAUUUAAACCAUCACAAAUUAAACAUAUUCAGAUUUUUAAGUACCAUUAAAUUCAUCACAAAAUGGUCUUACCAACAUGCACACAUUUUAUUUAAAAUCUUGAAUGUUUUUAUUGAUGAAGAUGACACAAAGUUCAAGAAAUCUACUCACAUGUUUUCAAGCUCGAGUCUGCUAAUUUGUACAUUUCAUCCUGUACAAUAUAUGAACAUGUAUUUAUGUUUAUUGAAUGUAUGUAAUGUAAGCAAAUUUAUUUAGAAAAUAGUGAUUCUUUGUGUUUAUUAAAAGUAACAAGUUUAAGGAUGACAGCAGAGCUAUAAAAGAUCUUACUCACAUUGCUUUAUAAAUAACCACUGUUGGAAUACAGAAAUUUGUAUAGUUUAUUGCACUUGUAAAAUAUUAAUCAUAUGCUUAAUGUAUGUAUUAAAGAAAGGAAUACUACUGUACCUAAUAUAAAAUUUCAUGACAUGCACAUUCCUUGUGAAAGUUGUCAAAUGUAUAAAAGCUGUGUCAUGCAAAAUUUGGUCUUACGCCAUAUGUUGCCAGCUUAGCUUCAAACAAGCAUUCAUGAAGUCUGAUCAGGAGCCUCCCUGUCUGUUUAUGAGACCAAGCAACCUUGCGUUACUUUAUAGUGGACAGUGUUGCUCUUGAUUAGACUACGUGAAUGCUGCAGUGCACAGACCUAUUUUCGCAUUAUACUUAUAUACAUAUGUUAUAAAAUGCUUGCUGGUUAGGUAGUUAUCACUCUUUAAUCAAGUGAUGUGGUAUGUUGGUGAAAUAAACAAUAAAUAAAAUAUUAAAAGAUAA